This is a messenger RNA of Chroicocephalus ridibundus (black-headed gull), 2037 nucleotides long. RefSeq names its product EKC/KEOPS complex subunit GON7-like. Bases 248 to 586 code for a protein of 112 amino acids. The transcript has 2 exons. Lineage: Eukaryota; Metazoa; Chordata; Aves; Charadriiformes; Laridae. The record is from RefSeq and is a predicted model, not a curated record. Gene Ontology annotation, cellular component: EKC/KEOPS complex.
CAGCACGGCCCGCGCCUCCUUCUCCAGCUCCUCGUUCUCCGCCAGCACCUCCGCCAAGGAGACCACCGGCUCCUCCGCGCCGCAGCCGCCGCCCGCCGGCUCGGCGCCCUCCGCCGCCGCCGCCUCCAUCACCGGGACGCGAGGCCGAGGCGGGAAACACGCGGCCGAGGCGCCAGGGGGCGCCCCAGCGGAAGCGGAAGCGCGCCCGCCCCACGUGACGGCGGGGCGGGGCGGGUCUGGCGGCAGGAUGGAGCUGGUGGCGGAGUUGCGGGACCGCGACGGGCGGACGCGGUCGGUGCGGGUGCCGCUGCCGCGCCCGGCGGAGGAGGAGGGCGAGAGCGGCCAGCUGCGGGAGCUGCGGCGGGGCCUGGCCGAGCUGCAGCAGCGGGUGGCGGAGCUGCUGGCGCCGCUGGUGCAGGAGGAGAGAGAGGCGGCGGGCGACGGCGGCGGCGGGGGGCAGCCCGGUAACGACGAGGACGAUGAGGAAGAGGAGGAGGAUGACGAUGAGGAAGGCGAAGGCAUCAUGGACGCUGAGGCGGGCGCCAGCGACCCGCCUGCGAAGCGGACGCGAGUUCAGCAGCUCUGACGGUGGCGCUGGGGACCCGGCUGAGGCCGAGAAAGGGAGGCUGCGGGUGCCGGUGUCCCGGGCCGGGGCGGGCCGCAGGCGCCCCCGUCUCUGCCGCUCCUGGCUUAAAAGCGAAAUGUCGCUCCCGACAGGAUUUUAACGCGGGAGCCUGAACGAAGGUCCGCGGCGUGGCGUUGGCGGUGUGCUGGUGACAGGGACCCCUGUUACGGUGAGAGGAACCUUGAGAGCUGACAACUAUAAAACUGUUCUCACAAGUCUCCCGACUGCUACAUUUCUGAUGGCUUUUUCCAAGUCAUGGCAUUUCUUCACCUGAGUUUUAAAAUAAAGUAAUAAAAUCUGGAAAGAGUUAACUUUUGUCAGAUGGGAUCUUAGAGUGGUACAAGACCCAGAGAAGCUGUGGCUGCCCCAUCCCUGGAGGUGUUCAAGGCCAGGCUGGACGGGGCUUUGAGCAGCCUGGUCUGGUGGGAGGUGUCCCUGCCCGGGGCAGGGGGUUGGAACUGGAUGGUCUUUAAGGUCCCUUCCAACCCAAACCAUUCUGUGAUUCUAGAAGACAACUUCUAUUUGUGUGGAGACAAAGUACACUAUAGCAUUCAAAAUUAAAACACACCUGUAGGACUCCAUCCAUUCCCUCCACAGUCCCACAAUGAAAGGUUAUUUUCCCCCAUUAUCUAAAAGGCUUAUUUUAGUCACCCAUCAAUCAUUUUCCUGGGAAAGAUCAUAGACAAAGUAGAUUGAAAGAGUUGGGAAUCUCGGUUUCAAAGAAAUCCUCAGUUUUUGUGACAGCCAGGAAAGUGACAAGCCGGUGCAACUUAGGGAAUUAUUUUUAAUAUUCCACAAUUCAAAACUGCUGUCUGUCCUAAGCAUGUUUUCUCCAAAUGUUUGGGGUUUUUUUCACGCAGUGGUCAAUCUUACGUACUUUCUUCCAUCACUGAGUUGUUUUAUCCAGCUGGAUUUUUAGGGUCAUUUGGUAGCAGAGUCAAAUAAAGCAAAGAGCAAAACUUAAUAUUCUGCCUAUGCAGAACUCUCAACUUUUGCUUAGAAAUAAGAAAAGAGCAUAAUUAUUUUUGGAGAUACUUUCUAAAACCAAAACUUUGGGCAGAUACUAGGGUAAAAGUAGCAGGGUUCUACACUGGUUGCUGUACUUUAUUCUAGAGGGGAAGAAAAUAUAAAUACUGAAGUAACACCUACGAGUACAUGAUGUGUAGCGCUUCUUGGCUGUAUAAACCAGCAUAACCCAAUCCCCCUGCCAAAGCAUCUUGUUCUUUCUUUUGAUGGCAAUGCAGAUAGAUACUAAAUCUGACUGAUUUAAUAGUGUGAAAAGCAUUUUUUUUUCAUUUCUAUAUGUUCCACUAGCAUAAGUUAUGUAUUAUGGAAACUGAGCAAAUCUUGAGACUUGUGUACAGAGGACAAAGUAUAAUAUGAUAAAUUUUUUAUGAGCACAAAAUUGUCUG